AUGAGUGAACUUGAAAUUUAUUUACGAGGAAAAAGCUUAUGCCUUAAUAACAAUAACUUCAUAAUUUUUCGCAAUCAAGAUGUUGAUGGUCUUAGUUUUGUUAAACUAACUUAUGAACAGCUUGUUAAUUUUCCUCUUAAUAUUUCUGCCAGAAAGGCUACAAGAUUUGCAACAGCACUAUUUAACGAAGUUUUUGAAUUUGAUAUUUAG
Funneliformis caledonium is the source of this 210-nucleotide messenger RNA. NCBI's taxonomy places the organism in Eukaryota, Fungi, Glomeromycota, Glomeromycetes, Glomerales, Glomeraceae. The record is from the annotation of a GenBank genome assembly.